CCCCGUCUUGUCCUCCCGCUCCUCCGCUCCAAAAGCAACCAGAAGCUAUUCGUGUUUAGGCUACAGGCGGAGUUUUUGAGAACUGGGAAGAAUUUGACAAACUUUGUUGAUCCCAACGUAGUCUAAACGGACCGCAGCGCUUCGCUGCCAGUCGUUAUAGAGACAUCGAUUAGUUUACUGUGUAUGUCGACUUCAAUUUAAAUAAAUUACAGUUCCUCUUUUCAUGGAAUAUGAAGAACAACGUCAGGAGGAUGAGAUCUUGACCGAAUCAUGCAUAGAUAUUUAUUUUUUCUUUUAUCAAACAUCGCGUUGUCUGUCUUGUUUAAAGCGCGGUUAGGACGGAGCUGUUUUUGCAUAUUUAUUUUUUCUUCCCAUCGUUUUUUAAAAUGAUUGUUGUUUAAUUCAAACGGACAUGGCUAACUGACAUAAUAGACGUUUUUUUAAAUGAUUGUUGUUUAAUUCAAACGGACAUGGCUAACUGACAUAAUAGACGUUUUUUAAAAUGAUUGUUGUUUAAUUCAAACGGACAUGGCUAACUGACAUAAUAGAUGUUUUUUAAAAUGAUUGUUGUUUAAUUCAAACGGACAUGGCUAACUGACAUAAUAGAUGUUUUUUAAAAUGAUUGUUGUUUAAUUCAAACGGACAUGGCUAACUGACAUAAUAGACGUUUUUUUAAAUGAUUGUUGUUUAAUUCAAACGGACAUGGCUAACUGACAUAAUAGAUGUUUUUUUAAAUGAUUGUUGUUUAAUUCAAACGGACAUGGCUAACUGACAUAAUAGACGUUUUUUAAAAUGAUUGUUGUUUAAUUCAAACGGACAUGGCUAACUGACAUAAUAUUUUUUUUUUUGUGACGUGGGAAGUUAAUUUGAAUUGAAUAUGAAAACUUAACUUUUCCAUGUAAACCAAUUUUGAGAGUUUUCCACUUCGCCAACUCUCUCGGACCAUUAGUCUAUAACCAAUGUGGUGUCAACUGGAAGGACGCGUGGUCCGGAUCUCACCUAAACGUUGAUACGUGUUGGGAGUGAUGCACUGGCUUCCCCUGGUUGCCAUGGUGAUCGCCUCGGCCCUGCCCUUCCCUCACAGCCCUGUGACUAGUACUGUUGCUGCGAUGACGGAGCCUGGCAGUAGCCUGGACGACCACACAGAGGACAUCGAUGACUCUUCCAGUCACUCCCCCGGAUCUUACUCCACACUUCCAGCUCCUGAGGCCUACAAUGUGGACUACAAGGACUACAAUAACCCCUCCAUAAUUAAAGAGGAGGUGCAAGCUUUGAAAGGGAAGCGAAAACAACAAAGUUAUUUGUCAAAAAGCAAUUUUCAUACAGAAAACACGAACAGCGUUGGUUUAAAUAAAUAUUCUAACACUGAUGGAGGAAAACUCAGGAGCACCAAUGGCAGCAGUCAUCAGGACUACCCCUCCCAGGAGAGCUAUGUACUAGGGGACUAUAAACCAGACAGCAGCAGAGCUGGUGAUGACAGCAGCUUUAGAGACAUGGCUCAGAAGGAAAACCAUCAUCACUCUCUAGACCCCAGGACCGAUGAACAGGAUCUCAGACCUCCCAACAUGUAUGUGGUGGAAACUUACAAACCUUCCACUAAUGCUGGACACCACAGUAAAACUGGGCCAGAUCCCUCCAGUCAGAGGACCCCGCAGAAAGCAGAGGCUAGGACAGAGAGCAGUGAUAACAGGGGAGAGGAGGGGAUGGAGGGUGGGCCUGGGGCAGGGGCUGGGAAAGGUCCGGAUCUGUCAGAGGAAGGAAUGGAAGUAGGACUAGGGUUAGGGCUGGGUCAGGGGCUGGGAGGUGUAAAGGAGAAGCAAGAGCUGCUGUUUUUAGAUGCACACCCACGGGUCCUUUUCUCUUCCUCUCCUCCAGAGCACCCGCCCCUCCUUCUCAUGCUGGAGUCAGGCAUGUUGCCCAUAGAAGGAGAGGACAAGGAGGAAGAGGAGGAGGAGGAGGAAGUGUCGGACGCAGACGGACACAUGGAGGGUCAUGGGGACCGAGAGAUGGACGGGAGUGUGCCGCUGAGCUGGGUGGACACUCUAAGGGGGGCCAGGGAGCCCCCUCGCCCCGCCCCCAGGCACAAGCGCUCACACUUGCCCCACACCGGGCGGGGUGAGAUGCCGGUGUGUGAGUCGGAGAGCGUGUGGGUAACGGACAAGACGACGGUAUUCGACGAUAGGGGUAAAACAGUCAACAUCGUGCCAGAGAUCAAGACAGUCAAGGGGGCGCUGAAGCAGUACUUCUAUGAGACUCGCUGCCGCCAGGAGGGGCAGCAGAGGGGCGGUGGGCCGCAGCGGGAGGCAGGGGGGGCAGGGGCCUCGGCAGCAGGAACAGUGACAGGACCCGUAGGUGUGUCCGGGGCCAGCUGCCGGGGCGUGGACAUCAGACAGUGGGUGAGUCAGUGUAAGGCCAAGGACACAUAUGUCCGAGCCCUCACUGUUGACAACAACGGUCUGCAGGGCUGGAGGUGGGUCCGCAUCAACUCGUCCUGCGUGUGUGUCCUACUGUCCAGAGUAACCAGGAAAAACAGAGGAAGGGAGUGAGGGCAGGAGAUGGAGGAAAGGUGGAGAGGAUAAUGUGGAAGAAAUGUUAACACAGAUAAUGCUUGGAACAUUGGAUGUAAUGUCAAUUAGACAGUAGGUGUUACUUUAUAGGCCAGGGUGCCUCUUAUCCAGAGCGACUUACAUUAGUGCAUUCUUCUUAUGAUAGCUGCACUCUUACAAAAAAAAGGGUUCCAAACGGGUUCUUUGGCUGUCCCCAUAGGAGAACCCUUUUUGGUUCUAGGUAGAACCCUUUUUGAGGUUCUAUGUAGAACCCUCUGUGGAAAGGGUUCUACAUGGAAGUCAAAAGUGUUCUACCUGGAACCAAAAUGGGUUCUUCAAAGGGUUCUCCUAUGGGGAUAGCCAAAGAACCCUUAGGUUCUAGAUAGCACUUUUUUUAAAGAGUGUAGGCGAGACAACCCCUCCACCCAUCACGGGCUCAGUGAGAGUGACUACACAAAAACAAUAAAACCUCAACAAUACAACUUAGGGAAAACUAUCAUAUCAAAACAGUGAUUUAAAAAAAGUACUGUUUGUUUCACAAUUGUUUCAUAUCAUACAUGUUAUUGCUGAGUAAUACUGUAUGUAAGCAUGAGUUUUAAAUUAAUAUAUUUCUUUAUAUAUGUGUACAAUAUGUGAUCAGUAUGCUUUUAUGUAUGAAAGUAUGUAUAUUUAUAGAGAAAGGUAUGUGGAAAGAUAGGUUUGUUGUUGUUACAUGAUUCCAGCCUCUGGCGUCUGGCCUCUGCUCUGAAUGGGAGAGGAAGGGACUGGCAGCACCUAGUGAUUUAGCCUGAUACUCCUCAACAAUCCAUACUGAGCACUGACCAUCCCCAGUCCUCCUUUGUGAAGUCUCACAGAGAACAUUAUCACUGAGUGGUUUAAUAGUAAGAUAGAGAGGAGAAUUGAGCCAUGUAUACUGUGAGCACAAUGCUGGGUGUCAUCAUGAUGCCCAUAUUGUUGUCAUGAGAGCAACAGUCCAUUUACAGUGUAGCCAGUCAUAUGUGAUCAGAACAUUUGAGUGACCAAUAGAAACCAUGCAGCAGUGUGACAACCACAGAAGCAUUUUUAUCUCUAUCUCUGCCUGUAGUUAGAUCAUUAGAUGAUUGAAGAAUUCCAUUCGCCUCAGUUUGCAGUUUGAACUCUGCACUCUAUAGUAUAUGCAGUACAACAUAUUUAUACAUCUGGCUUUUUGUAAUACAUGUAUGUAUAUUGUAAAGGCCUGUUUCUUAUUCCAUAAGUAAAAGAUAAACUAUUAUAACUUAUUUUAUCAUGAUUUUUAUGCAUAAUGGUCUUUCCCGGCAAGUGUCAAUGGUGUGAUCUAUCGGUGUGUGUUGUCUCUCUUUCUGUCAUAUACACAUACAGUAUUCACAUGCUGAACAUUCUUCUCACAAAUACACAAACCACUGCCUCUCCUCCCCUUACACACGCUCCUGUUGUCUACACACGUGCCAACCCCAGGUACACAAAGUGAGAACACACACAUUGGGAUGUGUUGUACAACGAGUCCACUUUAUUUUGUCUUUUUAUCACCAUCAUCUUCAUCACUGUUUAUUUUGCAGGUGUUAUUUUAAAUUUGUAUUAUCAUCUUCGUCAUUCAUAUUAUUUUUUUUCAAUCAUAACACAAUUUGUUUUCAAAAUGUACACAUACAGUAGCAUAUCUUAAUGACCAUUUUUAAUGUUUCAUAUUUACUUUUCAAAUUAGGUCAAAUUAAAUGAGUAAGAAUUAAGUAUUAAAUGAACAUGUACAUACAAUUAUUCAAUACAUACAUACAUACAUAAUGAAAAUAAAUAUAGUUAUCAUAAAAACAUAAAAAUAAAAAUA
Messenger RNA from Oncorhynchus mykiss (rainbow trout), 4365 nucleotides. RefSeq lists its product as uncharacterized. Gene Ontology annotation, biological process: positive regulation of peptidyl-serine phosphorylation; negative regulation of neuron apoptotic process; neuron projection morphogenesis. The record is from RefSeq and is a predicted model, not a curated record. Lineage: Eukaryota; Metazoa; Chordata; Actinopteri; Salmoniformes; Salmonidae. Gene Ontology annotation, cellular component: axon; synaptic vesicle; dendrite. Gene Ontology annotation, molecular function: growth factor activity; nerve growth factor receptor binding.